Molecule: messenger RNA, 3467 nt
Organism: Mustela lutreola (European mink)
Lineage: Eukaryota; Metazoa; Chordata; Mammalia; Carnivora; Mustelidae
Gene: AARS2
Product: alanyl-tRNA synthetase 2, mitochondrial
Exons: 22
Coding region: 34-3057 (1007 amino acids)
Biological process (GO): alanyl-tRNA aminoacylation; tRNA modification
Cellular component (GO): mitochondrion; cytoplasm
Molecular function (GO): amino acid binding; aminoacyl-tRNA deacylase activity; nucleic acid binding
Source: RefSeq, a predicted model, not a curated record
UUUGACCCCGUGAAGUCACUGCCCCAAGUUAAGAUGGCGGUAUCGAUGGCAGCCGCCGCCGGGCGACUGAGGCGGGCCAUUCGAAGGUCGCCCCUAUGGGUGAGCCCCAGCCGUCAGCCGCUCUCAUCCGAGCCCCCUCCAGCCCAGGCCACGGCCGUACGGGACGCCUUCCUGAACUUCUUUCGGGACCGCCAUGGCCACCGCCUGGUGCCGUCCGCUUCCGUACGGCCCCGUGGCGACCCCAGUUUGCUUUUCGUCAAUGCCGGCAUGAACCAGUUCAAGCCAAUCUUCCUGGGCACUGUGAAUCCACGAAGCGAGAUGGCAGGUUUCCGACGUGUGGCAAACAGCCAGAAGUGUGUGAGGGCCGGAGGACGCCACAGCGACUUGGAGGAUGUGGGCCGAGACCUUUCCCAUCAUACCUUCUUCGAGAUGCUCGGCAAUUGGGCUUUUGGGGGUGAAUAUUUUAAAGAGGAGGCUUGCAGCAUGGCCUGGGAGCUGCUGACUCAGGUCUAUGGGAUCCCUGAGGACAGGCUCUGGGUCUCCUACUUUGGUGGUGACCCCAACGCAGGGUUGGACCCAGACCUGGAGAGCAGGGACAUCUGGCUCAGCUUAGGGGUGCCUGCCAGCCAUGUGCUUUCCUUUGGACCCCAAGAGAACUUCUGGGAGAUGGGGGACACUGGCCCUUGUGGACCGUGUACCGAGAUCCACUAUGACCUCACAGGUAGAGUGGGAGCCCCCCAGCUGGUGGAGCUUUGGAAUCUGGUCUUCAUUCAACACAACAGAGAGGCAGAUGGAAGCCUGCAGCCCCUGCCCCAGCGGCACGUGGACACAGGAAUGGGCCUGGAAAGGCUGGUGGCCGUGCUGCAAGGCACACGCUCCACCUACGACACUGACCUCUUUUCCCCACUGCUCAAGGCCAUACACCAGGGUUGCGGAGCACCCCCUUACUUGGGCCGGGUAGGAGCAGCUGACGAGGGGCGCACAGACAUGGCAUACCGUGUGGUGGCCGACCACAUCCGCACGCUCAGUAUCUGCAUCGCUGAUGGCGUCUACCCUGGAAUGUCAGGCGCCCCGCUGGUUCUCCGUCGGAUCCUCCGUCGAGCUGUGCGCUUCUCUACAGAGGUGUUGCGAGCACCGCCUGGCCUCCUUAGCAGCCUAGUGCCCAUCGUGGUGGAGACACUGGGGGACGCUUAUCCAGAAUUACAGAAGAACUCAGCCCAGAUAGCCAGCCUGAUAUCAGAGGACGAGGCCGCCUUCCUGGCCUCCCUGCAGCGGGGUCGACGGAUCAUUGACCGGACCCUGAGGCGCCUGGGGCCUGCUAAACUGUUCCCUGCUGAAGUGGCCUGGUCCUUAUCGCUGUCUGGGAACCUGGGGCUCCCCCUGGACCUGUUAGAGUUGAUGCUGGAGGAGAAAGGUGUCCAGCUGGACUCGGCUGGGCUAGCCCGACUGGCCCAGGAGGAUGCCCAGCACCGGUCACAGCAGGCCGAACCCGUUCAGGAGCAGGGACUGCAGCUGAGUGUCCAUGCACUGGGGGAGCUGCAGCGCCGAGGGGUGCCUCCAACGGAUGACAGUCCCAAGUACAACUACUCCCUGCGACCCAGCGGGGGUUAUGAGUUCAGCACCUGUGAGGCCCAGGUGCUCCAGCUGUAUACAGAGGAUGGGACUGCCGUGGCCUCCGUGGGGAAGGGCCAGCGCUUUGGCCUCCUCUUGGACAAAACCAACUUCUACGCCGAACAGGGGGGUCAGGCUUCAGACCGAGGCUACCUAACGCGGGUGGACCAGGAGGAUGUGCUGUUCCCAGUGGCCCGGGCCCAGGUCUGUGGAGGCUUCAUCCUACAUGAGGCUGUGGCCCCUGAGGACCUGAAGGUGGGGGACCAGGUGCAGCUCCACGUGGAUGAGGCCUGGCGUCUAGGCUGCAUGAAGAAGCACACGGCCACCCACCUGCUCAGCUGGGCGCUGCGGCAGGCCCUGGGCCCUGGCACGGAGCAGCGAGGUUCCCAUCUCAAUCCCGAGCGCCUGCGCUUUGACGUGGCCACACAGGCUCCACUGACCUCACAGCAGCUCCGGGCAGUGGAGGGCACUGUGCGAGACGCUGUGGCACAGGACAAGCCAGUGUACGUGGAGGACGUGGCCCUGGCACGCACUGCCCAUGUCCCUGGCCUACGGUGUCUGGAUGAGGUGUACCCAGAUCCUGUGCGGGUGGUGUCAGUGGGGGUGCCUGUAGCCCAUGCACUGGACCCGGGCUCCCGAGCUGCACUGCAGACCUCUGUGGAGCUGUGCUGUGGGACGCACCUGUUGCGCACGGGGGCUAUCGGGGACCUGGUCAUCGUUGGGGAGCGUCAGCUCACCAGGGGCACCACCCGCCUGCUGGCCGUCACCGGGGAGCAGGCCCAGCAGGCCCGAGAGGUGGGCCAGAAUCUGGCCCAGGAGGUUGAAGCGGCCACAGAGCGGCUGAGUCAGGGCAGCAAGGAUGUGGUGGCGGCUCAGAGACUCUCCAAGGACAUGGGACGACUUACCGAUGCCGUGGACCUGGCCAUGAUGCCCCAGUGGCAGCGUCGGGAGCUUCAGGCCACGCUGAAGGGGCUGCAGCGGCGCGCCAACACGGCUGUUCGGAAGCUGGAGCUGGGGCAGGCUGCACAGAAAACCCAGGAGCUGCUGCAGCGGCACUCACAGGGGCCCCUGAUUGUGGACACAGUUGCCGCCGAGUCCCUCUCAGUGCUGGUAAAGGUGGUGCGGCAGCUGUGUGAGCGGGUGCCCGGCACCUCUGUGUUCCUCCUCAGCCCCCAACAGCUGGGGCAUGUGCUAUGUGCCUGUCAGGUGGCCCAGAGUGCCACGCCAGCCUUCACAGCAGAGGCCUGGGCCCUGGCAGUAUGCAGCCACAUGGGGGGCAAGGCCUGGGGCUCUCAGGUGGCGGCCCGGGGUGCUGGAACCACCACUGACCUGGAAGCUGUCCUCAGUACCGCACGAGCCUAUGCCCUGGACCGGCUCCAGCCCAGCUCACCCACAGACUUACAUAGACUACACAGACAGCAGACAGGCCCAGGCCAGGAGCUCUGAAGGAGUUGGCAGGACCUCCCUGGAGACUGAAGCAAAGGACUAAAGGCUGGAGGCCAAGCAGCUAAGCCCAGGAGGGCCACCUGGGGCCAGGCCCUGGGCGGACACAAGGAGAUGGGGCUGUGGAAGGCAGAGUGGACCCAAAGAUACACCCCUCUCUCAUUGGUUGAAUGUGGAGCCACGACUGUCUUGGCUGUAGUUGCUAUUAGGAAGUAUUUUCACCAAGGGGCACCUGGGUGGCUCGGCCAGUUAAGCAUCUCCCUUCAGCUCACAUCAUGAUCCUAGGGUCCUGGGAUCCAACCCCGCAUUAGGCUCCCUGCUCAGUCAGGAAUCUGCUUCUCCCUCUCCCUCUGCCUUUCUCCCUUGUGCUCUUUCUCUCUGUGUCAAAUAAAUAAAUAAAAUCUUUUUAUCUA